Molecule: messenger RNA, 3401 nt
Organism: Pomacea canaliculata
Lineage: Eukaryota; Metazoa; Mollusca; Gastropoda; Architaenioglossa; Ampullariidae
Product: GDH/6PGL endoplasmic bifunctional protein-like
Exons: 11
Coding region: 164-2704 (846 amino acids)
Biological process (GO): glucose metabolic process; pentose-phosphate shunt, oxidative branch; pentose-phosphate shunt
Cellular component (GO): endoplasmic reticulum
Molecular function (GO): NADP binding; glucose-6-phosphate dehydrogenase activity; 6-phosphogluconolactonase activity
Source: RefSeq, a predicted model, not a curated record
GUUUCAUUAAAUGUUCGACCUUUGAUGUGUCCAGUUUUCAAAAUGUCGGCUACUUUCAACUUGAGACUUUAUUAGCAAUUCGCUCCAUACUUUGUUACCAUUGAACAGUUUCAGGACCGAAGUGUAAAUAUCCUAUCAGGGAUAGGAUUGAUUAUCGCCAAACAUGAUUUGGUCAAGACAGCUGGUAAUGUUGCCUUUCGUCACCAUGUUGUGGCAUAGCCUGCAUAUCUGUCAUGCUUCACAGCUUCACACAGGUAUCUUACUUCUUGGAGGCACAGGUGACCUUGCUCGCAAGUACCUGUGGCAGGCACUGUUCAAUGCAUAUAUGAAACAAGAAAACACUGAUGGUGAGCUGCAGCACACAUUUUCAAUUGUAGCUGGAGCAUCUUCUCAUGCCAAUGUUGCAUUUGCAAGAUUAAAGGAUAUUUUUGACAACAAUGUGAUGUGCUCAGAUGCUCAUGGUUCCUUCACCAUAUGUUCCUCUAAAAAAGGAGAGUUCUAUGACAGUGUGUCAUACUUUCAGCUUAUUGGUGCUGAAGACUAUCAGGCCAUGUGUAAAUCAUUGGAAAAUUCCUUUAGCCAGUUUUCAAAAGACACUGAGAAAAAGAUGAUUAUCUAUCUUGCUGUACCUCCAAGGGUCUUUCUGCCAGCAUUGAAGAACAUCAAGGCCUCUUGCAAAAUUUCUGAGCUAGGAGUUUCUGUCAAGGUAGUUCUGGAAAAGCCACAGGGUCGGAAUCUUAAGUCUGCAGAUGAACUUUCAGAUGAACUGUUGGGUAUGUUUGAGGAGCACCAGCUGUUUAGGGUGGACCAUUACCUGGCAAAGAGUUUGGUCACAACAAUUCUUCCUUUUAGGGCUGCUAAUCCUCAGUUAGAGCGAAUACUCAACCGAGACCAUGUGGAACGAGUAGAGAUCUUUUUAAAGGAAACUGUCGGAGUAGAAGAGCGCUUUGGCUUUUAUAAUGACGUAGGCGUCAUUCGCGACGUCUUCCAGAACCAUCUAACCCAACUGCUGACCUUGGUGACCCUUGACCUGCCUGCAAAUUUGUCCACGUCGACCACGUCUGUACAAGAAGCCAAAGUACGACUACUACGACAAAUCCCCCGUGUGACAUCACAAGGACUGUUGUUGGGCCAGUACGCGUCAUAUGCUUACGAAGCAGCCCGCGAACUGCCGGACUCCAACGUGACGUCACUGGUUCCCACGUUCGCUGCAGCGUUGGUCAAGGUUCAGUCCCCUCGCUGGGCCGACGUCCCGUUCAUCCUUGUGUCCGGUAAGAAGAUGGACGAGCGGUCCAGCUACAUACGGAUCGUCUUCAAGCCUAACCGCGUCUGUGUCAGUGGUUGUCACGAUGACUAUCACCUUGGCGAAGGUGCUGGCCACGCCUACCGGUCGGAGGUCAACGCCAGCGAGGUCACCUUAAAUGGAAAGGGAGGUCAGUCGCCGUACUCCUCCCCAAAACAGCUGGUGUUUCAGAUCGGUCACGGAGGAGUCGGCAAGCCCUUGAUCUCGGUAUCCACGUCGUUAGGCAAGCCAGUCUGGCCCGACUGCUUACAAGAGACCUUCGACUCGGAAGUUUUCGGCACGCUCAAGAAGUACCACGGUGCCUCGCCGGACGCUUUUUUCCACGCCACGCCGGUUAGCCAGUCCGACGCCUACACCACGGUGCUGGACGACGCCUUGCAGGACAGGCGUGAGAGGUUCAUCAGUACCAGCGAGCUGCUUCUGGCCUGGCGGAUCUGGGACCAGGUGAUCGAGCCCAGUCCCAACCGACCCCCACGAAUCUACGAUGCGGGCGACCCCGCCGCGCUGCUCAACUUUGAGGUCAAGGGCGGGCGGCUGGCGUACACGGCAGAGGACAGGGACCAGGACGCAGGCGAGAAGACGAGGGAGGGGCCUGCCCCUCACCUGCAGCACCUGCAGACACCAGCCUCGUUCUUGGGUCACCGACUGGUCAGCGGGACGAGAGAGUCUUUGGCUUUGCACCUGGCGCGUGAGAUAGAGACUGCGGCGGAGGCAGAUAUUAUGAGCAAGGGGGUGUUCCACGUGGCGUUUUCAGGAGGUACCUCGCCGAUCCUCCUGUGGCAGGCGCUGGCGCACAGCUUUGCCAGCGAGAACUGGGCCAACAUUCAUGUCUGGCAGGUGGACGAGAGAUGUGUUCAUCCUGCCGGAGAUUUCCGCUCAAACCUGUUUCACCUGGACCGCCACCUGUUGAGACUAGCGGGGGUUCCUUGGUCGCACGUUCACACAAUGCCAGUCGAUCUGGCCGGUCGUAUCUGUGAUCCCGAAUUGCAAGGUGCCAGACUCUACUCUGACAGCAUCCGUAAGCAUGUCAUGAACCUGCAGAUGGAUUUUAUCCUCCUCGGCCUAGGUGAGGACGGUCACACAGCGUCGCUGUUUCCCAGAAGCCCUACACUCAGCGCCGACUCGGAAACGCUCGUGGUCUUGACGGACAGCGGACCCAAGGACACGCCCUCUCGCAUGACCAUGACCUUGCCCCUCAUUAACCGGGCCAAGCGCGUGGCCUUCCUGGUGAUGGGCUCCCAGAAGCACGCGGUGCUAGAGAAGCUGGAGAAGGCCCACUCAAGAACGGGCAUCGUCGACGAGUUGCCUGCCCUAGGUGUGAAUCCGGUCAACGGAACCCUGACCUGGUACAUCGACUAUGACGCGCUGCUAGCAAACCAUUACGAGGAAAUUAAAAGAUGAGAGUACGGGUCACCGCCUCGCUAUCACUCGUUGUACAGACUAGAUGGAUGAGGUGUUGAAAGCACGAGUGUUGUGAUAAAAUUUGUGUUUGGCGCAGCGAACUGUCAUUAAAUGUCUAGUGGUGGGCAGUUUUCAUUAAUGACUGAAUAGAGCUAGGUUUUUCUGUCAUCCCAAGUAAUCUUUCUGGAAGUAGUUGACUUUGUCUCACAUGGCGCCCAGUUUCAUGAGCAGAUGCUUUGAAUGCUCUCAGGUACUAGAGACUAAAUUUAGGGAAAGUUCAAGUCUCUGGAGCAGAUACAAUGAUCGACUAUGGUGCUGGUCAACGUAAACCGGCCUCUUUCGUCCCCUUUCGUCCCCCUGCACGGGUGCUGUUCCUGAUUGUUAGGUCGCAGACUAUACAGAACUAUAUCAGAAACUUUUCACAAGGUAAAACAGUUCGGAUUCAUGGUUUUCAUACUACACUUAACUAAAUCUUUAUGACUGAAUUAUGGCGAUAUUAUAGCCAAUGUAAAUUCUGAUCGCAAUCAAGAAUCGAUGUUUCAGCUACACACAUUUUAGACUUGACCAUAAUUUUCUUGUUAUAAUUAGGUAAAUUGCAUAUAAACUGCAAUUAUGCAGUUUGUCUAUCACUAACAAAAACUGUUAAAAUCGAAUUGGAGCUGAACUGGACUGUCAUUAAAUGUUAUUGUCAUCGUAA